Corticium candelabrum is the source of this 4128-nucleotide messenger RNA. RefSeq lists its product as uncharacterized. The transcript is spliced from 17 exons. The coding region runs from base 1463 to 3853 and encodes 796 amino acids. Gene Ontology annotation, molecular function: ATP binding; protein binding; protein serine/threonine kinase activity. The record is from RefSeq and is a predicted model, not a curated record. Lineage: Eukaryota; Metazoa; Porifera; Homoscleromorpha; Homosclerophorida; Plakinidae. Gene Ontology annotation, biological process: protein phosphorylation.
GUUGCAGAAAACGCGCCGUGUUCGUCUCUGUCUUCGACGUACGUAAGCGCUGUUGAUCGUCAAUCCUACCGUUUGUCGUCAGGUGACCGUCUACAACGUUCAUUGCUGUCCCACACGCUUUUACACGCUUUCGAUCAGCACUAACGGAUUGCUUGUUUUGAGACGUAAGAUUGCCCGCCAUGACAUGUAGGCCUACAUCUCAGCAGGAUGAAUACCAUCCAUGUAUUUCAGACAACAUGGUGGAACUUGUUCAAAAGUUGUGUGUGUCUAUAUCUACUAGACUAGACCAUUUACUCUCAUGCCUUGUUACUAUGAAAGAACAUUAUAGACUGACAAUACAAGGGAAAUGAUGUUGUUGAUCAAUUUCAUGAAGUUCUUAAGGCUGUAGAUUCUGCAGUAUAUUGUGAGGAAGCUUUGUAUCAGCUCUCUCACUCAGGAAGCAAGUAGACAUCGUCUUCUCGGUGAUUUCUUCCCAGCAAGCCAAUGAGUAUGUUUCCAGCAUUCUGUAACUUUCUUCACAGUGUGGGCCAAUCGGAUGUUGGUGUAAUGCUAGAGGGGAAUGUUGUACAUCACAAUCCUUUGUUACAAGAGGCAAAACAUUAACAAAAUGGCAGUUUAUUAGAGAAAGGAGAGACAUUGACAAUUCAAGUGGCUCAACUGGAAAGAGAAAACAGCAGCUUGUAAGCAAACUGAACGAGAAAGGAAAUGAACUCUUGUAGAAAGGCUACAUGCUGAUGCUGGAGAGUGGACUAAUUUGGCUCUGCGAUGUGACGAACCACGGAUGCAGAUCAGUGACAGCCUGCAUGCCAUCAUAGACACAGUGGAAUGUACACAUGCCUCUUGGGAUCCAUAUAACAGAAUGGAAGACAUUGAAGGCAGACUAGUGGUAGGAGAUGCUGAUGGUAAGCUGACAAAUGACGGUUUCUCACAGUUCUACCAGUUGGAUCUUGCCCUCCCGGAGAAGAGGGCAUGGGUAUGAGGCAACUCUGGCAUGUAAUGCCACAACACUCAAGGAACUUGUAAAUAAUUAAUUAAUUAACCAAGUGAUCCCAUUUUGUGGGAAUUAUUCAGGAAAGGGAAUUUUAUUUCAAAGUGCCUGUAUAGUAGUGAAUUAUUUGAGUAGGAAAUUUAAUCAGGAAGAAAAUUAUGUGGAGAAAUACGGUUUAUCUCACUAACUGGGAAGCUACUAAAGCAGUCCAGCUCUUCACAAACAAACAUGGUCACGUGCACGUAAUGUGAUGAGGCAUUUUACCCGCAAUCUCAAACGAUAUGAGAAGCUCCGUCAAUUGUAAUACAUCAGUCCUACACCAAGCAACGUUUACAGAAGUUCGAGGUUUUGUCUCUACCGUCUCACUACACGUUCAUGCACACAACUCUCUUCUAGCAACAAUUAUCUCUGAGAGAAACCUUAAGUUAAGAGAUCUCUAGAAUCCUCUAAUUGCAGGUAAUUCUAGGCGCGAAUAUGAUGGCUGACAUGGUAUCUCGUGCGAGAGCGUGUUUUCAACGUGGAGAGAGUCAGCUGCGACAGAAGUCGUAUUUCGAUGCCGAAGUGUCGUUUCGCGAAGCGCUGAAAGAAUGGGCUGAAGUAGACUAUCCUGCCAGUAACGAGAAAGCGUCAACUCUGCACGGACUGGGGUUGGUUGCAAUGCAACAGAGUCGAUUCUCGACCGCAGAGGCAUAUCUCAGCGAUUCUCUGAGCGUUCAUCGCAGAUUGAAGCCGCCAAACAACCCGGAAACGCUGUCGAUCCUUCAAGCAUUGGGUGCUUGUCUACUUGGGCAAGGCAAGUUGGCAAGAGGCAAGAAAGUACUUCAAGAGUGUAUCGAUCUCUCCAGCGAAUCAACUAUCCAGCAGAAACUUCAGAAAGCCGGAACCACAUACGAACUCGGACGAUGUCUCCUUCUACAUGGAAACUACAGUCAUGCAGAAGAGAAAUUCGUCAAGGCAUUAGACUUGUUUGAAAAAGCUCCGAACGACAUUGACUAUCUAAACAACAGAACCAUGUGCCUCAACAGUCUCGCCGAGUGCACAUUCCAACAGUUCAAGAUUAGAGAAGCCGUGUCGCUUUCACAAAAGGCACUGGUCACGGUCUCAAAGAUGUUAUCAUCGCCGAGCGAGAUGAAACCAACAACAUGUUGUCUGUUGGCUCUGUGCCUCCAAGUGAGUUGUGCUCCAUCACCCGAAGUGGAGAAACUGCUUCGUCAGACACAAGAACUCACCAAAUUUGUAGGACACAUUGAUACAAAGGCUCUCAUAUUGAGUGUCGUUGGAGAGAUCAAGACACUACAAGGCAACUACGACGACGCAUCUCAAAUGCUUCAGGAUUCUUUAUCGUGCAUCGAGAACGUCGAGUUUGUCGACCUAGAAAGAGUAUCAGUUACCUGUCGACUUGCCGAAUGUCUCGUCGAUCAGGGAAAGCAUCAAGAGGCAUGCAAACUGCUUGAAAACUCAAAGGAAAGAAACAGAGAUGCUUUGAGCGACGAGCAUCCACUGAUGGGCAGAGUGUUGCUUUGUCAUGGUAAAGCUUGUUGCGAUGGAGAGAAAUGGGAAGAAGCUGAAGUGCUCUUACAGUCGGCUUUUUGUGUGUUGAGAAAAUGUUUGCCUAAUCAUCCUCGGACAUGUGAAGCAAUGAGUGAGCUCAGCUAUUGCCUGAAGAUGAGAGGGAAGAAUAGUGAGGCAGCUGAUGUACUGGCAAAAGGCUGGAUUGGGUCAGAUGAUGAUAAAGAUCCCAUGGUCAAUUUGGCUUAUCUCAGUGACAACAAUUUACUCUCACCAACUGCCCGCUCGGCACAGCAAAUAGAUCAACUGCUCGCAGAGGUUGACACAAUCAGAAAAGAAAAGAAAAUCCUACAGACGGAGACCGAAAAGUUGAAACAAGCUCUAACGGCUGCAUCUCAACAGAGAGUCACUCCAGCAACGAGUGCACACUCAAACAAUGCACAAGCCUCGGACAAGGUCACUGGCAAUAAGAAGUACAAACAGCAGGAUGUGAAUGUGGUUCAGCCGAAGUAUCUGAGGGUGUUCAAACGACUUGGACAAGGAGCAUUUGGAGAGACUCACGUCGCUCAUUUCCACGGCUCGCCCGUGGCACUAAAGACAUACACUAAAAUUCUCAUCAACCGACAAACAACUUCCACAAUCAGAGACCAUUUCCUAGACCUACAAAGCAUGCACCAUCCCAACAUCACCAACAUUUACGGUGCAACCAUAAACGACGGUCUCCCAGUACAACUAGUCAUGGAGCUCAUGGAGGGAAGUCUGAAAUCAGUGAUCAACGCUGCAUCCACUAGUCGUCUCUAUCUCACACUAAGAGAGCAAAUCGACAUCUCAGUUGACUGUCUGUCCGGCUUGGAUUACUUACACAACCGAAUCCCAAAUGCUUUAGUACACGGUGACGUAUGCCUUUCGAAUGUCCUAGUCACCAGCACCAUGAAAGCCAAACUGAGCGACAUCGGACAGUCGCGUUUCAUAGCAAGUCUCGUGUCCAUAAAUCACAGCAACAGUGAGCACAACGCUCACCCAAAGAUGUCACUGUCUCAGAGUCCUGCCAGUAGCAGCACCAAAGCCGUUGAUAUCUACAAUCUUGGAACCGCAUUAGUCGAGCUGUUUACACCAACACACAAUCUGGUGACUGACUCUUGUGUAUCUCUGAAUGCCAUCGAGCGUGAUGACUUGAGACGUUUGUGUGCACAAAUGAUCGCCGACGAAGCGAGUGAUCGGAUCGACAGUCGAACGGCACUGCUGGUUGUUGAGAGCACACAGUCAGGUGAUGAGUACAACGAAUGUCCUCCCAAGAGGAUGGUGAAGGGAACAAUUCAUGGCGGACAGUUGAUGCUCGUUGACAAGCCUUGGUGACCGUCAGUAGCAGACAAAUUUCAUAAAUUGUUGUAGGAUUCGUAGGCUCUGAACUUGGUCAUUGAUUUCAAUGUUUUAAUGAGUGUUUGAUAUAGCGUAUGGUCUGGUUGCUGCUGUUGCAUUGUAUGGACAGAAUGAUUAGUUGUGAUGUGUAAGCUUAGAGGUGCCCGAUUAGUCACGUGAUGCUGUCGUUCUGCUGAAGUAGAAAGGCAUUGACAUGAUAUGAUGUAUUAGUCGAGUUGGUAAUAAAUGCAGUUGUCGUUGUUGAUUACGGA